Symsagittifera roscoffensis is the source of this 1110-nucleotide messenger RNA. Its product is annotated as foot protein 1 variant 2-like. The transcript has 2 exons. Lineage: Eukaryota; Metazoa; Xenacoelomorpha; Acoela; Convolutidae. Bases 18 to 848 code for a protein of 276 amino acids. The record is from RefSeq and is a predicted model, not a curated record.
UUCAAUCUCGCACAAUAAUGACGAGAACUCUAGCUUUGUCACUUUUAGUUCUUUGCAUUGUGUUCACAGUUCAUAGCUCUGCUCGGAAAAUUUCGCCUCGUAAACGGGCGGCCAUAUUUGAGCUAAUCGACGAAAAGUCCUGGUAUCAAUCUGACUAUACAACCUGGGCUCCUGAAACUACUUGGUGGCCCGACUACUCAAACUGGGCUCCUGGAACUACUUGGUGGCCCGACUACUCAAACUGGGCUCCUGGAACUACUUGGUGGCCUGAUACCUACUAUAACUGGGCUCCUGGAACUACUUGGUGGCCCGACUACUCAAACUGGGCUCCUGGAACUACUUGGUGGCCCGACUACUCAAACUGGGCUCCUGGAACUACUUGGUGGCCCGACUACUCAAACUGGGCUCCUGGAACUACUUGGUGGCCUGACUACUCAAACUGGGCUCCUGGAACUACUUGGUGGCCCGACUACUCAAACUGGGCUCCUGGAACUACUUGGUGGCCCGACUACUCAAACUGGGCUCCUGGAACUACUUGGUGGCCUGAUACCUACUAUAACUGGGCUCCUGGAACUACUUGGUGGCCCAACUACUCAAACUGGGCUCCUGGAACUACUUGGUGGCCCGACUACUCAAACUGGGCUCCUGGAACUACUUGGUGGCCAGAUUACACAACCUGGGCUCCUGGAACUACUUGGUGGCCAGACUACACACCGUGGUAUCAAGGGAAAACCCCAUCGUACGAAGAUGAACAAUCUGACUUCGGAUACAACAGAAAGAACUCGGCAAACUCGGAACAAAUUGAGAAAAAUACAGGUGGGAAGAACAAACCAGGGACCGAAAUCUAGAUGAAAAUACACCAUGACGUGCCAAAAUUGAAAUGCGGAGCUCACUUGUGUCGAUUCUCAAUUUCAGAGUUAGAACUAAAAAUUUAUUGGACUUAGGAAUGCAAAACGAACUACUACAUCCAACCUAUGAGACAAAUUCACUUUUGAAUCUUUGCCUUGGACUGAUUUGAAAACUUUCACUAUAUAAUUUUUAAUCAUUAUUUGGUUUCGACAUAUACAAAAACUUAAUUCACAAAAAAAUACAAUUAAUUCUUAAAUCAGA